AUGGCGGCGCCUGUUUCUGGCCACUACCCGAGCCGUCUAUUUCAUGUCAGGGAUCGAAUUUCGGGCUCAGAUUUUUUGGUCGAUACAGGAGCCGAAAUCAGCAUUAUCCCAUUACACCUCUCUCAACGACGGCACCCUCAGAGUACUAAAUUGUCUCUAGUCGCAGCCAAUAACACAGUCAUUAAAACUUAUGGCGAACAAUCACUUAUUUUAGAUCUCGGUCUCCGGAGACGUUUCACAUGGGUUUUCAUCGUAGCUGAAAUCAAACAACCCAUUAUCGGGGCCGAUUUUCUCGGUGCUUACAACCUACUUGUAGAUAUGGCAAAAAAGAAACUAAUCGACAAAAACACAAGCUUACAGGUCAGUGGCACAACUCUCUCCAGUUACGAAAUUCAUGGAGUCCGAAUGUUAAGACCUGAAAACAAAAUUUUCACCGAUAUCCUGUCGAAGUAUGAAAGUAUAACCAGAGCUGAUUACCAAAACGAAUGCUCCACACAUCAUGUCCAACACAGUAUUACUACUACAGGACCACCUAUUCGCGCCAGGGCGAGAAGACUCCAUCCAAACAAGUUGCAGUUCGCUAAGAGAGAAUUCGAACAUAUGAUGCAACUUGGGAUAAUCAGACAAUCUAACAGUCCUUGGGCCUCGCCGCUGCAUAUGGUUCCCAAGAAAGAUCAAGACUGGCGCCCAUGUGGAGAUUAUCGCCGAUUGAAUAACCAGACUAUCCCAGACCGGUAUCCGAUCCCUCACCUGCAUGAUUUUUCUUUAAAUCUACAUGGAAAGCAGAUUUUUUCAAAGUUAGAUCUAGUCCGAGCAUACCACCAAAUACCGAUGGCACCUGAGGAUAUCGAGAAAACAGCUGUAAUCACACCUUUUGGCUUGUUUGAAUUCUUGAGGAUGCCUUUCGGACUAAAAAACGCCGCUCAAACCUUCCAGAGAUUUAUGGACGAAGUAACUAGAGGUCUGGAUUUCGUAUUUGUCUAUAUCGACGAUGUUUUAAUCGCUAGUUCUUCCAUUGACGAACAUGUUCAACACCUACACACGCUUUUUGAACGUUUCAAAAGUUAUGGUGUUGUAAUCAACCCUUCGAAGUGUAUAUUUGGCGCCUCAUCUCUGGAAUUCCUGGGACACCACAUUGAUUCCCAAGGAAUUAAACCGCUUGAAGAGAAAGUCAAAGCCAUCUCCAGCUAUCCAGAACCAACCUCAGUAAAAUCACUACGCCGUUUUCUUGGAACAUGUAAUUUUUAUCGACGAUUUCUACCAAAUUGUGCCGACGUACUACAGCCAUUGACAGAUUUACUGAAAAACGAUAAAUCAAGUACCAAGAAAGAAAAGAACCAAAUAUUCAAGUUACCUUCCGAUGCCAAAGUAGCAUUUGAAAAAGCUAAAUCCAUGAUUGCUAAUGCUACCAUGCUCCAACACCUAAAUACUGACCCCACAACACUGUUGAUCCUGUGCACGGAUGCUUCACAAAAAGCCGUCGGGGCAGUAUUACAACAGCGGGUAAACAACAAGAUUACCCCCAUUGCCUUUUUCUCCAAGAGAUUAUCGCCAGCACAAGAACGUUAUAGCACCUUCGGACGCGAACUUCUAGCUAUGUACUUAGCUGUAAAACACUUCAACUUCCUCCUUCAGGGACGCGAUUUCACCAUUAUGACUGAUCAUAAACCACUUUGCUAUUCUUUCAAUACGACCUACGACAAACAUUCUCCACGGGAAGCACGACAACUGGAUUACAUCUCCCAGUUUACGACAGAUAUCCAAUUUGUCAAAGGAAAUACCAACGUCGUAGCUGAC
Molecule: messenger RNA, 1797 nt
Organism: Schistosoma mattheei
Lineage: Eukaryota; Metazoa; Platyhelminthes; Trematoda; Strigeidida; Schistosomatidae
Source: the annotation of a GenBank genome assembly